CGUAAAUGGAGUAAAAAACAAAUCAUGGCGUCCGACAGCGACAGCGAUGAGGAUUUUGUGACUUACGGGACUCCUUUGGAACCUUUGGAAGAAGACGAGCCGCUGAAGAAGCCCGUCCCGCUCCACGAUCAGACAGUCAAAGAUGAGAAGGGACGAUAUAAGAGGUUCCACGGAGCGUUCACUGGAGGCUUUUCAGCCGGAUACUUCAACACUGUCGGCUCAAAAGAAGGCUGGACCCCGUCAGCCUUUGUGUCGUCACGGCAACAGAAAGCUGAGAAACACCAUGCCAGGCCAGAAGAUUUCAUGGAUGAGGAGGAUUUCAGCGAACACGGCAUCGCUCCCAGAGAGAUCACCACCAGUCAGGAGUUCUCGUCCAGCCGCAGAGACGAGGCGGGAGAGAAGGCGAGAGCCGUCAGCGCUCAGGCGGCUCUGAUCCCCGGAGACACGCUGCUGGAGGAGCUGAUCGCACCUGCCAGGUCUUCCAUCGGGGUGGAGCUGCUGAUGAAGAUGGGCUGGAAGGAAGGUCAGGGCGUCGGGCCUCGUGUGAAGAGGAAAGCUCGCAGGCAGCAGAUGGACGGUGGAGGUAAAGUUUAUGGCUGCACGCUGCCCCCUGCUGGUUCGGAGGAAUCGGAGGACGACGACGAGGAGUUUGCUCCAGAGAACGUGACCUUUGCCCCGAAGGAUGUAACUCCGGUGGACUUCAACCCUAGGUUGGGAGUUCAGGGUUUGGGGUACCGCGGUCUGGACCCGAGCCUGGCGUUGCUGGGUCACGGCACGGCUGAACACAUCGAUCUGUUUAAACCUCAGUCUGAGACGAGGAAUCGCCUGUUUGGAGACACAAAGAGCAGCUCGAGGAGAGGAGGAGUGGUCGGACAGGCCUUUGGCGUGGGUGCGUUAGAGGAUGACGAUGAAGACGUGUACCACAGAGACUCCAUGUCCAGAUACGACACAAUCCUGGGAGAAGAGGAGCCGGGCGACGGCCUGUACGGCUGGACGGCCCCACAGCAGUACACUAAGAAGAAAGACAGAAGUAAAGAUGCUUCGUACCUCGGAAAAAUCCUGGAAGGAUUCACUCUGGCACAGAAACCCCUCGAGGAAAAAACAGUCUUCCCGCCUCCCUGUCUGCCUCGCGAUUAUCGUCCAGUCCAUCAUUUCCGUCCUUCGGUCGAUGUUUCACAUCUUUCCGGGGUCAGCCCCGCGUUGGCCGAGGCUCUCCGGGUGUCCAAAGGCCACAUGGUCAAAGAGGAGCCCCAGCAAGCAGGACGCCACCAGCUGGACUCUGGCCAGAGGAGGGCGCUGCUGGGAGAGGACGCCCUGCAAGGUCCCAGUUCGGUCAUGGAGCUGCUGAGGCCCGAGGACAGGCAGCGCCUGCUCAGCUUCCGCAACUCCUCUAACCCGCCCUCGGCCAAAACCUCCACCCCCGUCUCCAGUCAUGCCUCGCAGACAUCAGGGAAGUCGGCACAAGUGCUGCCUGCCUCCUCCGGCCUCCAGCAGGAGGCUCUGGCAGCGUGGAGAGGCAUCCAAACAUCGUCACAGACCUUCAAACCAUUUGAGAAAAACCCCAGCAAGCAGGCACGCUACGAACUCUACCUGAGCCGUCUCAAGCAGGGAGACAAUGACGCUCUGGAGCAGAGUCUAGACCCGGGAAUGACAGAGUGGGAGCGCAGCCGGGAGAGGGAGGAGUUUGUCCGAGCUUCUAUCUUGUACCGGCCCACCUCCUCCUCGCUGUCCUCCCGCUUCACCAGAGCCAAAGACCAGGAGGACGAUGACAGCGUGGAGGUCAGCCGGGACCAAGAGGGAGACCUGGAUGACAAACAGUCUGCAGUAAAGAUGAAGAUGUUUGGAAAACUGACCAGAGAAACGUUCGAGUGGUAUCCUGACAAACUGCUCUGCAAAAGAUUCAACGUGCCCGACCCCUACCCCGGGUCCGGUAUUGUGGGUCUGCCCAAAGUGAAGAGAGACAAGUUUUCAGUCUUCAAUUUCCUGACUGUGACUGAGAGCAGAGAGGCUGCAGCACCUCCAAAACCUCCAGAAUCCGGGAAGAAGUCCAGGUGGGAUGUCUCUGAGCAGAAGGUGGAGAAGAAGAAGGAGGACCCGCUGGGUGAGCUUCUCAGUGCUGCACGCAACCAGACUGAGACCAAAGUGGAGCACACCCCCACACCUGCUUUACCUGCCUCAGUCAGCAGCAGCGAUCAGGCUCCAGGAAGCAAACCGGAGAUAAAGUCAUCAGAGCAGCAGAGCCCAGAGCAGAAGAAAGAAGGUGAUGAAGAAGAGGAGGAGGAAGAGGAGAGCAGGCCUCCCAUGGAUCUGUUUAAGGCCAUCUUUGCCAGCUCCUCUGAUGAGAAGUCCUCCUCUUCAUCAGAGGGGGAGAGCAGCGAUGAGGAGGACGAAAAGGAGACAAAGGAGGAUGAAGGAAAAAUAGACUCGGAGCCACUGAACCUCUUCAGCAUCCCCUCCUCCUCAGCCGCCACCUCCUCCUCCUCAGCCGCCACCUCCUCCUCCUCAGCCGCCACCUCCUCCUCCUCCUCAGCCGCCACCUCCUCCUCCUCAGCCGCCACCUCCUCCUCAGCCACCACCUCCUCCAGUCACCAAGCAGCAGCAGUUUCCACUCAGGCCUCCAAACAGGAAGAGGAGGAGUUUGGGCCGAAGCUGCCGCCUCCCUUGGCUGCUCUGAUCAGAGGAGGCGCCACCUCCAUCUGCCCUCCAAUCAAGGAGGUUAAAACGGGCAAGAAGAGCAAAGAGAAGAAACACAAGAAAAAGAAGCAUUACAAACACAAGAAGGAAAAGAAGAAGAAGAAACACAAGAAGCACAAGCACAAAGAAACAGCCGAAGAAGAGCAAGGAGGAGAAGCCGGCGAGCAGGAAGGUGAAGGCGGACAGGUGUCGACAGACGAGCUGCUAAAAAGACUAAAGAGCAUCCGCUCCCAUCAGAUGUGGUGAAUCAGUUGGAAGUCUGUCCUCUGUGAGGACCGUCAGUCAGCUGAUUGUUUCACCUGACAGAUUACCUGCUGUGUAGUUUUAGGUGAUAAAAUAAAAUCUUUA
This is a messenger RNA of Pelmatolapia mariae (spotted tilapia), 3042 nucleotides long. It is a transcript of the gene gpatch1, whose product is annotated as G patch domain containing 1. Bases 25 to 2940 code for a protein of 971 amino acids. The transcript is spliced from 20 exons. Gene Ontology annotation, molecular function: RNA binding. Gene Ontology annotation, biological process: mRNA processing. The record is from RefSeq and is a predicted model, not a curated record. Gene Ontology annotation, cellular component: nucleus. Lineage: Eukaryota; Metazoa; Chordata; Actinopteri; Cichliformes; Cichlidae.